Biomphalaria glabrata is the source of this 1122-nucleotide messenger RNA. RefSeq lists its product as uncharacterized. Gene Ontology annotation, cellular component: membrane. NCBI's taxonomy places the organism in Eukaryota, Metazoa, Mollusca, Gastropoda, Planorbidae. Gene Ontology annotation, biological process: neuropeptide signaling pathway. Gene Ontology annotation, molecular function: G protein-coupled peptide receptor activity. The record is from RefSeq and is a predicted model, not a curated record. The coding region runs from base 1 to 1122 and encodes 373 amino acids. The transcript has a single exon.
AUGGAAUAUUCCCAAAAUUCCUCCUGGGGCUAUAACAAUUCUACAGAAAGCAUCAUCAAAACAGGAAGCGAUGUUUUGACAUUUCAUCAGUUUGUGAUGUUUGAAGGAAUACUAAAUGCAGCACGAGCUGUCAUUUCACUUUUAGGCAUUUUUGGAAACACAAUCAACAUCCUGACAUACAUCUCCAUGGGCAACAAAGAUGGAUUCUCUCUGUCUAUGACAUUACUAGCUGGCAUUGAACUUGUUCAUGUCAUUGUCAUCUUUAUGAGGAGUGUGGCUUACGGAUUGUUUAUUGUUGAGUACUCUACACAGUUCGUCACGUGGUUUCCGGUGGAGCCUUUUGGUCUUUAUCUUUACUUUGGUCACGUGGCUCGACUUCCUUAUACUACGGUCGUGUUGACUACGAUGUUCUUAUCCUUUGCCAGAUGCAUGUGUCUCUCGAGACCGUUACAAUUCAAGAGCAUGUUCACCGUUUCAAAGUCAAUAUGUGUCACUUUUCUUGCGAUUAUUAUUUCUGUCGGAAGCUACACUCCACUACUGAUGACUAUGUCCAUGGAGUUACAAUACGACUCUCGGAUCAAUUCUACGAGGGUCAUUUUCUGGGUCACUGCAGGAAGAGAACAAGUCAGAAUCAUCACUUGGAUUGCCAGAAACGCGACACUUCCUGUGUCCACUCAGGUUGUGAUAGUUUGCUGCGUGCUUCACAUGAGUAAAAAACUUCAGAGGUCCCUAAACUUUCGUCUCUACCCGCAAGGAUUCAGCCAAUCAACAAAAGCAACCGUAUUAACUAGACUGAAAACUCCAAAAUUAGCGUCCGAUAAAACUAAAGCAAAUGUCCUGACAGGUAAAGAGAGACGAGUCAUUCAGCAAAUGGUUGUAAUGUGUAUUGUAGUCAUCGUCUGUGACCUCCCCGAGAUACUCAUCAGCCUGGCUUCAGUCUUGGAACCAACUUUUGGUUUUCGUAAGUCUCUUAAUAACAUUUACCUGGCGGUCAUCGGGGUCAAUCACGUGUUCCAGGUGGUCAAUACGAGCAUCAACAUAAUCAUCUACUGGAACUACAGCAGUAGAUACAGACACAACUGUUGCCUAUCUAAACUUUAUGUGCUGGACACAAGACAUUAA